This is a messenger RNA of Phytophthora infestans T30-4, 285 nucleotides long. RefSeq lists its product as uncharacterized. The record is from RefSeq and is a predicted model, not a curated record. Bases 1 to 285 code for a protein of 94 amino acids. NCBI's taxonomy places the organism in Eukaryota, Oomycota, Peronosporomycetes, Peronosporales, Peronosporaceae. The transcript has a single exon.
AUGGAGUUCGCUUUGGAGCCCGAGUCCACCGAGUCCCUGCAGGCCACACUCGCUUUCAUCGACGAAACUCUAGGCGACACGAGCCCCGUCCAGUUGCAUUCGCCCAUCACCCACGCGCAGUCGACCGACAGCGACGACUGGGAGACAUCCCACCUGCUCGACGACUUCCUGACCGACAUCUCCUCAGACGCGUCCUCACCUCGCGUUGCAGCAGAUGUCGCCCUCAUCCCAGUGCAGACACCUCCUGUAACGGGCCUGGGGUGUCCGUUACUUGCUUACACGUAG